This is a messenger RNA of Dentiscutata heterogama, 1662 nucleotides long. The record is from the annotation of a GenBank genome assembly. Lineage: Eukaryota; Fungi; Glomeromycota; Glomeromycetes; Diversisporales; Gigasporaceae.
AUGUUAGAGGACUUUUCGAAAGUAACCGACAAAGAAAUUAAUGAAGAUAAAGACUUGGAAGCACUUAUCGAACAGCUUAAAAAUGAUCCACUUGGUGAAUAUACGCGAAAAGAUAUAGAUAUUGUAGAGGUCGCAAAACGAAUACGACUUGGCUUAGAGUAUGCAACGUUUAAAAUCAAAAAUGGAUGGGAGAAAUACGAUGUCGCGACUUGUGAAAUUUUAUUUGAAGAAAAAAUGCGUAUAAAUGCGAUUCCCGUUCCGAAGAUAUUAGGAAGGAUUAAAAAUAGUAUACCAACUCGUGAAUAUGAAUUACCAGUGGCUCCACAAUAUAUAGAAUACAGCAAUGGAUCAGAAAGUAAAGUUAAGACUAGGCUUUCUGGAUCGAAAGCUGCCGCAAUAUAUGAAUAUUUAGAUUCACUAGAAAUGGCGUCGCAAGAUCUAUGUAUUAACCAAGAUCCGAUGUCAUCUUUACUAACAACUUCGCAAUUUAUUGGAUCAGACAAUUUCUGUGCACAAGAUUUGGGACAAUCUUUUUUGGAGACAACAUCAUUACGAUCUAUUGAGCCAAGCAAAUUAACCACUAAAUCUAAAAAAUCACGCGACCAAUCUUCGAGACACAAACGAAGCAGAUCGUACAGGGAUAGUGACAAAAUUGAUCCAAUGAUCGGACAAUCAAUUAAUGAGCCUUAUUCAAUAUCGAGUCAAACGGAAUCAAGUACAGGAUUGUUGCAUCCGCCUCCUGUUUUGAUCCCACUCACUUCCAAGAUUCCGGAACCAAGUCACGCCACCAAUCACGUGAUCACCCGAAAUCCGGUGGUUUCUGAAGUUAUUCUAAAAGCUUUGGAGGAAAAUACUAAAAAAAAGAAAACAAAGAAGAGAAAAUCGAUUACCAUGACUACCAGAAAAGGAAAGAAUAAGCGCCCAAAGCCGUCUGUACAUUCAACAAAUGAAGACGUUGAGAUGGAAGACUUCUUCGGUGCUACAGAAAGUAAUUUGCAUAUGAGCUCAAAACAAACUAUUAGUGAAAAUUCUUUAUCUUCACAAAAAGUCUCGGUGUCACCAAAUACAUUAUUUCAUGAACUCUGGGCAACUGCAAGUUCCGUUGUCCCGCAAAAGACAGCUUCGACGUCCAUGUCUCCAGGACAGUUAUUCAAUGAACUUUGGGCAACUUCAAGCGUCGCACAAAAAGACAAUACAGGUGCAGAAUCAACACUUGCAACUUCCAUAUCACCUGAUACAUUUCUUGAUGAACUUCUGGCUGCAAGUACUUAUGAAGACGACGAUGACGAAAAGACACCCAAAGACAGCACCACGGAAUCUACUCAAACAUUAGCAAUGUCCCCCGGCACUAUUUUCCGAGCUGCCUUAGACGAUUGGGCAGCCGUUGACUCUAAUUUUCCCAAUGCAAUACUUUCUCAUUUGCCGAAUUUGCCAUCAUCGCCUUUGGCGUCUUCCCCACCACAUACACCUUCAAGAUUAUCAUCAAAUGUUCAAACACUAGCCUCUUUGGCUUCAUCUUCGACAAGGGUUCCUUUGACAACUGCUGACCUCGACCCUCCAAGAACCCCACCACAUCAAAUUCGUUCUGCAAUUGAUUUAUCAACGCCAAACUCGGCAUUUUCAUUGAGUGAAUUUAUUAAUAUGUCUCCUACACCAAAAUAA